AUGAAAGCCGUCGUAAUAAGCAAAUUACUAAAAACUAUCGAUGAGCUCGAAGUGGACUUAAAUGCACCCGAGCCUGAGUUGAAAGAAAAUCAAGUUUUGGUUGAGAUUAAAGCGGCCGCCCUUAAUUAUUUUGAUAUUUUACAAUUUGCAGGUGUAGUUAUUGCUGUUCAUCCUACAGUCAAUAAUAAAUUUAAACCUGGUGAUAAAGUUUUUGGGUUUGGUCAUGGAAGUUUUGCUGAACGCGUUGCUACAAAUAUUGAAAAUGUUCUUUUGAUACCUAACGGUAUGAGCUUUGAAGAAGCUUCAGGAUUAUUUAUUACCUGUCCUACAAGUUACACUGCAUUAGUAGUUAGUGCAAAUUUACAAAAAGAUGAAUGGUGUCUUGUUCAUGCUGCAGCAGGAGGUGUUGGUAUAGCUGCAGUUCAAAUUGCCAAGGCGCUCGGUGCCAAAGUGAUUGCUACUAGUGGUUCAAAAGACAAAUUAGCUAUUGCUAAAAAUUAUGGUGCAGAUUUUGGUGUUAAUUAUAAAGAUAAAGACUGGCAAAAACAAGUAUUAAACAUUACGGGUGGACAUGGCGUAGACGUUGUUUAUGACCCCGUUGGAUUAGUUCAAGCAUCUCUUAAAUUUAUAGAAGUUUGGAAUGGAUUAUUUAAGUUAUUUGCAGAAAAGAAAUUGAAACCUGUCAUUUAUAAAAAUGUUUACUAUGGAUUACAUAACGUUAAACACGGAUUAAAAGCUAUUGCGAAUAGAGAGACUUAUGGUAAAGUUGUUGUUAUACCUAAUGGAGGAAGAGAAAGCAAAAUUUGA
Racocetra fulgida is the source of this 807-nucleotide messenger RNA. The record is from the annotation of a GenBank genome assembly. Lineage: Eukaryota; Fungi; Glomeromycota; Glomeromycetes; Diversisporales; Gigasporaceae.